Molecule: messenger RNA, 1905 nt
Organism: Telopea speciosissima
Lineage: Eukaryota; Viridiplantae; Streptophyta; Magnoliopsida; Proteales; Proteaceae
Product: internalin I
Exons: 7
Coding region: 68-1861 (597 amino acids)
Molecular function (GO): protein binding
Source: RefSeq, a predicted model, not a curated record
UCUCAAUCACAGAAGCUUUGCCCUGUCUGAGGUGCAACGGCAAACCCUAGAAACGGCGAAUCAAGCAAUGGAGGUAGAGAGCGGUCUCGUUCGUCUCUGCAUCGAAGCUGCCACCGAAAACAGAGCAACUAUAGAGAAAUGGCGGAGGCAGCGCAGGACUCUCGAAAAAAUGCCCACGCAGCUCGCAGAAGCUCUUCUACGUCGUCUUCUCCAUCGCCGACUUCUAUUUCCUUCCUUGCUCGAAGUUUUCAAACAUUCUAUAGAGGAGAUUGAUCUAAAGGGUGAGAGCUCUGUGAACGCGGAAUGGAUGGCAUACUUGGGCGCAUUCCGCUACCUGCGUACAUUGAACCUUGCAGAUUGCCAACGUAUCAAUAAUUCUGCCCUUUGGGCCAUUACUGGAAUGGAUAGCUUACAGGAGUUGGACCUUUCUAGAUGCAAACGGGUUACUGAUGCUGGGAUCGGACAUCUUCUAUCCAUUACAAACUUGAAGAAAUUAUGUAUUUCAGGAACAUGUCUGUCUGCAGAAGGGGUUACACGGCUCUCUUCUCUUAUAAAUCUGACUAUUUUGGACUUGGGAGGUCUACCCGUCACUGAUCUUGCACUAUGCUCUCUACAGGUACUCACCAAACUGGAACGCUUGGAUUUGUGGGGGAGUAAAAUUUCCAACAAAGGUGCUUCUCUGCUUAAACUAUUCACCAAGCUGAGUUCCCUGAAUCUAGCUUGGACCAAUGUUACUAAGUUGCUGAAUCUUCCCUCUCUCGAAUGCUUAAACAUGAGUAACUGCACCAUCAAUUCUGUAUUUGAAGGAGCUGACAAUAGAGUUAAAGCUCCUCUGCAAAAGCUUGUUUUCCUUGGGGCUACAUUCAUAGAUGCGCAUGAAGUGUUCUUUUAUAUUGAUGCAAGUCGCCUGGCCUUUCUUGACUUAUCCCAUUCCUCUCUUCAUAAUUUCGAGUUCUUGGCUAAUAUGGAUGCUCUGGCACAUUUGGAUGUCAGCUUUAGUGGGAUGGACGAUGAUUCUAUUGCACUGAUUGCACAUGUUGGAGCAAAUUUGAAAAAUCUAAAUCUGAGCAAUACAAGGCUCACGUCUGCCGGCGUAGAGAUUUUAGCUGGGCAUGUUCCGAAUCUUGAAACUCUUUCAUUAUCUCACACAGCCAUUGAUGACGUUGCUCUCUCAUAUAUCAGCUUGAUGCCCUCACUGAGGGUUAUCAACUUAAGUAACACAGCAGUUAGAGGUUUCACUUACUGGGUUGGCGACGAUCCAGAUCAGGUUCCCUCACUGACAGCAUUGCAGAAUCUCAACCAUUUAGAAAGGUUGGACUUGGAAGACACCCAAGUUGGGGAUGGGGCCAUGUCUCCUCUAUCCAGUUUACAAGAAUUGAACUAUUUGUUUCUCAAGGGAGGAAACAUUUCAGAUGUUUCAUUGGAGCUUAUGGCAUCUAUCCCAAAGCUAAAAUUUCUGAGGAUUUGUGGUGGGGUUUUGACCAAUGCAGGACUCCAUGCAUUCAGACCACCAGUAAUGCUGGAGAUGCUGGAUCUGAGCGGCUGUUGGCUUUUAACUGAGGAUGCUCUCUCCUUGUUUCACAAGAAUCAUCCUCAUAUUGAGGUGAAGCAUGAACUUUCUGCAGGCCUCUUUGCAGAUCAAGUUGCUUGUGACCGUCCAUCGUCAUUGCAAGGAUCUUCACAGUUGAAACAUAAGAAGGGGAAAAUGUCUAAGGUCCCCAGUCAGUUCUUGGAGGGGAGUUUUGUAGAUGAGAGGUUGAAGUACAGCAGAGAGGAACUACUGAAGUUGCAGUUCUCACCUCUAUCUCGUGCUUCUCCCCACGGAAAGGGUACUGUGAUACCAAAGGUGCUGACAAAUUAAUAACCUAAGUAUUUAGUUUCUGUAUUCUGUAUUAACAAUUUGAA